Messenger RNA from Hippopotamus amphibius kiboko, 897 nucleotides. RefSeq names its product protein phosphatase 1J-like. Gene Ontology annotation, biological process: protein dephosphorylation. NCBI's taxonomy places the organism in Eukaryota, Metazoa, Chordata, Mammalia, Artiodactyla, Hippopotamidae. The record is from RefSeq and is a predicted model, not a curated record. Gene Ontology annotation, molecular function: protein serine/threonine phosphatase activity.
AUGGCCUCUAGGCUCCUGCAUCGCCACAUUCGAGAACAGCUAAAGGGCCUGAAGGGAGUGACUCAUGAGAGCCUGGUAGUGGGUGCCAUUGAGAACGCCUUCCGGCUCAUGGAUGAGCAGAUGGCCCGGGAGUGGCAUGGCCACCAAGUGGAGGGGGGCUGCUGUGCACUGGUUGUGAUCUACUUGCUAGGCAAGGUGUAUGUGGCCAACGCAGGUGACAGCAGAGCCAUCAUUGUCCGGAAUGGUGAAAUCAUUCCAAUGUCCCGGGAGUUCACCCUGGACACUGAGCGCCAGCGUCUUCAGCUGCUUGGCUUCCUGAAACCAGAGCUGCUGGGUGGUGAAUUCACCCACCUUGAGUUCGCCCGUAGAGUUCAACCUCAGGAGCUGGGGCAGAGGAUGCUGUACGGGGACCAGAACAUGACUGGCUGGGCCUACAAAAAGAUCGAGCUGGAGGAUCUCAGGUUUCCUCUGGUCUGUGGGGAGGGCAAAAAGGUUCGAAUGAUGGCCACCAUUGGGGUGACCCGGGGCUUGGGAGACCACAACCUCAGGGUCUGCAGUUCUACCCUGCCCAUCAAGCCCUUUCUCUCCUGUUUCCCUGAGGUGCAAGUGUAUGACCUGACACAGUACGAACACUGCUCAGAUGAUGUGCUAGUCCUGGGAACAGAUGGGCUGUGGGAUGUCACCAGUGAUGAGGUAGCUGCCACUGUGGACAGCGUGCUGUUAGCCUAUGAGCCCAAUGACCCCAGCAGGUACACAGCUCUGGCCCAAGCUCUGGUCCUGGGGGCCCGGGGCACCCCCCGGGACCGUGGCUGGCGUCUCCCCAACAAGAAGCUGGGUUCCGGGGAUGACAUCUCGGUCUUCGUCAUCCCCCUGGGAGGACCAGGCAGUUACUCCUGA